This is a messenger RNA of Lingula anatina, 1226 nucleotides long. RefSeq lists its product as uncharacterized. The record is from RefSeq and is a predicted model, not a curated record. Lineage: Eukaryota; Metazoa; Brachiopoda; Lingulata; Lingulida; Lingulidae.
CUGUUUACCUGUGUUUGCUUGUUGACGUAACUUAAGCCGUUGAACAUAGUCAAAAGCGACAAAGUAUACAAGAAUCGACUCAUUCGUAAAAACCACUCGAGGAGAAUACUCGACCAUUGUCCUUCAAAAGGAAACAUUUUGAAAGUCAACAACCCAGGGGACUGUUGAACUUAGUUACUCGGCGUGACUCGUACAAGCCAGAUAGAUAGAUAGUACAGAAGACGGCUAGGGAGAGGAUGGAUAUUGUAGAAGAUCUACAUCAUAGGGAUCACUCCACGGACGAGAGUGGAGAUGAAGGCUCUUUUCUCGGGAAUGAGACCAUGGACUCUGGGGACGGCUCCUCAGUUUUGUCUGAACCAACACCAGCGACCCGAAGUUUCAAAGAAUCAUCAAAAGGACUAGCAAAAGAGUUCAAAAGAGAUACCGGUAAAUUCGUCCGAUUUAUCAAAAAGAAAUUUACCAAAGCAGACAAAAAUGCAGUGAAAGCCAUCAGCAUAGAGCAAGAUACAAACACAUAUCAGUUGCCGGUGGGAUCGUCUGCUGAGAGCCCUAUACAUACCACUAGCUGGCACUCCGAAGCAAGACAAUCUCCAACCAAUACAUCCAUUACACUCAUCGAUGACUCUUCCUCCAAAAAGAAAAAGAGCUCACAUAAACGCUCCAAGAAAGUGGACAUAGUGACAAUUCGUGACAGUUCUGUUGAAGACUAAAUUAUAUUGCAUUUUGCAUUUUUUUUACAAAUAAUCCCAAUCGUCCUUUUUUAACCCGUCAUCUGAGUUAACAUUGUGUGUUCCAUAGUUUACGUCAGUCAGUUUAUACACUUUGGCGUCUAACUAAGGCCGCUUAAGCUGUUUAUAAUGUUUUUCUUGUGACAAUAUUAGAGUUAUGUGUGACUGUCACAGUUUAAUGUGAAUGUCUCUUUCGAAUCGGGGUUGGGAUUAUUUGAUUUAGCGCAGCUUUGCUACUUGACUUUGGAGGCUAUGUAGCCACUGGUAUUGCCCGAAGGAAAGUAGCCGAGAGUGGAGCUACAAUCAAUUACAAGCCAUAAAGUAUUAUUUUUUGCCACGUGCUUUGUUUAAGGUGCUAUAUAUAUAUAUAUUUGAACUUGCUGUUUUUUGUCACUUUACAUUAAAAAGGUGCACAUACAAACACUACCUUUGCGAAAAAAUGUCCAAGUUUAAAAAGAAAUAUACAUGUAUUGUUAUGGUGCAUUUUGAUGUAAUAAA